AUACUGAUUACACUCCUAGUAGUAUUCCACUGGACUGCGAUUUGUGACUACGAAAACCGUCAAGAUGUUCAGUUUGUUUAUAAUUGCGUUUUUAGGCGCUGCAUCUGCUGAUUUAUUGUACGAAGGGCAAUGCCCUGAUGUCGCGCCAGUGGAAAAUUUCAAUAUGCAGGCCUAUGAAGGCACGUGGUAUGAGGUAGCUAUGCUUCCGCUUUACAACCAAAUGAAUGGGAAAUGCUCCACUUCAGUCUACACCCUUGAAGGUGAUGGGCUGUCAGUCAGGAACUCUCAUAUAGUCAAUGGAGUAAAGCAAUAUCUGGACGGGAAUGUCAAACAUGCUGACCAGUCCAAAUCUGGAAAACUUAUUCAAUCAUUCAAGAUUGCACACCGGGUGAAAGUGGUUGAGCCGUACAUCUUGGCGAUUGACUACCAAAAUUACGCCAUCGCGUACAGUUGCAGAUACGACGAAUCAAAGAAAUCACACUACACUUUCGCCUGGGUCUUAUCUAGAAGUAAGACUUUGGAAGGAGACGCAAAGACAGCAGUCGAAAACUUCCUCCAAAACCACAGCAGCAUCAUUGAAUCUUCGAAACUUAUACCAACAGAUUUUUCUGAAGAAGCUUGCAGUUUCUCCAGUUCGUUUUCACUUUCGAAUCCAAAGAUGUUUAACGCUGCAGCAAGACAUUAAGAAGAAAGAAUACAAUAUUUUUAAAUUAUUGUUUAUUAUUUCUGAUUUUUUUAUUAUAUAUUGCUACAGUCAAUUAUGAUGACUGGGUUCGGUGAUUCUCAAAAUUCGGGGAAAUUGAGCAUUUUUUUCAAAUCGUGAAAGAAUAUCGUAGAUAUGCAUUAUUUUCCCUUAUUCACGAAAUCUAGGUAUGCAAGAAUAUAAAAAAAUGGUUUCUACAAGAAUGGUGUUCAUAGUUUUUGAGAUAAUUGAGAUUGAAAUUUGUGUUUAAAACGGCAAUGAGAAUGACUGUUUACGGUAAUGAAUGUACCAAUGACGGUAGUGAAAUAAGCCGCCGGUAAUGAAAAAAUCUGAUGAAAAUGUAUAUUCUACACUUAAUAAAAUAGCAUUAAGUGAG
Molecule: messenger RNA, 1079 nt
Organism: Manduca sexta (tobacco hornworm)
Lineage: Eukaryota; Metazoa; Arthropoda; Insecta; Lepidoptera; Sphingidae
Product: insecticyanin-B-like
Exons: 4
Coding region: 65-685 (206 amino acids)
Molecular function (GO): pigment binding
Source: RefSeq, a predicted model, not a curated record